GUGUCUGUUGUUCUGUGUUUACCAUGGCAAUACCAAAAUUUUCUCCUAAAGAUUUUACGAAACUCGCGUAGAUUGAUUAUUUUCCUAUUUUCAUAAAAAACUAAUUCAAUUUGUUUGGAAUUAAGUAUAUGUGCGGAAAAUUGUUCUUUCGCUUGAUAGUGAAACAUUUAUUUCAUCAUCCAAACUAAUUUGCAGCUUUAUCAUCCCGUUACUCCUAAUAUUUCGUUGCCACGUUUAGAAGGAAUUUUUGCUACAGAAUUCUUCAAAAAAUGAAUAUUAUUAUUUAAAAACAGGAGUUAAAAACGUAGCAAACAUGUCGAGCAUGUCAGACCGCAAGGCUGAGCUGGAGAGGAAGAAGGCAAAGCUCCAGGCCCUCAGGGAGGAGAAGGAUCGCCGCCGCAGGGAGAAGGAACAGAAGGAUGCAGAAGAAGCACUUCAAAGGGCAUCAGCCGCGUCGAGCCUGGACAGCCGCAGGGACUUGGACGAGAUGCUGUCAUCCCUCGGAGUGGCACCAGUUAAGGAUGUCCUGUCGUCUCUAUCAUCCAUGACAUCUCUAACACCACCACAGACAUCCUCGCCGGACGCCAGCCUCCCGCACACGGAUAAAUCAAGCUUACCGGCGAGUGGCGGUCCAAAGAAACCAACGCAGCUUCAAGUGGUGUCCGUGCAGUCGACCGACAUUCCACCGAAGGAGAACGUCACGUACGCCAAGCAGACUCAGACCACUGCCUCUGGUGUGAGCGAGUUGCGUGAUGGAUACAUGGAGGACUGGUGGCGGCCGCGAAAAGCACACGCAACCGACUACUACGACGAGUACAAUCUAAACCCGGGUUUAGAGUGGGAGGACGAGUUCACAGUGCUUACAUUCGACGGCGACGUGGCGCGGCAAGGCGAUGAGGAGGACGCUGCGUUCCACGGCAAACUGCCGCCGGGCAUACUGCCGCACGGCCUGCCCACCGUCAAGGAGGUGCAGCCGGCGGUCACCGCCGCGCCGCCGGAGAAGAAGGAUGACGAGAAGGAGAAGAAAGUCCGCGAGCUGAGCGCGGACGAGAAGCAGACGAUCCUGCUGUCGUCGGAGUUCCAGCGGUUCAUGAGCCGCGCCGGCCGCGUCAUCGAGCGCGCGCUCGCCGAGUCCGUCGACAUCUACACCGACUACACCGGCGGCGGCGACGGCGAGAACGCGCUGGACGACAAGUCGGACGCGCGUUUGUCGUUGGUGCGCACGUUCUACGACGAGCGCUGGUCUCGCGGCCGCUGCGUCACGUGCCUGGACUGGUCCACCGCCCAUCCGGAGCUGAUGCUGGCCUCCUACCACAACAGUGAUGAUGCCCCUCACGACCCGGACGGCGUGUGCCUCGUCUGGAACACCAAGUUCAAGAAGAACACGCCUGAGGAUAUCUUCCAUUGUCAGUCGCCGGUUAUGAGCGCCACGUUUGCCAGGUUCCACCCGAACUUGAUCCUGGGUGGCACAUACUCUGGCCAAAUCGUGCUGUGGGACAAUCGCGUGCAGAAACGGACCCCCAUCAAACGCACACCGCUCUCUUCACUCGCACACACGCAUCCAGUUUACUGCCUGUCGGUAGUGGGCAGUCAGAACGCGCAUAACCUAAUCUCGGUAUCAACGGAUGGUCGACUCUGCUCGUGGUCACUGGACAUGCUGUCACAACCGCAGGAGACGUUGGACCUACAGCAUCGGCAGAGCAAGGCAGUGGCCGUCACCAGCAUGGGAUUCCCACAUGGACUGGUUAAUAACUUUGUGCUGGGCAGCGAGGACGGGAAUGUUUAUACCGGAUGCCUGUACGGACAGCGCGCAGGCGUGACGGAGUGCGUGGAGGCGCACGCGGGGCCGGUGACGGGCGUGUCGUGCCACGCCGCCGCCGGCGCCGUCGACCUCGCGCAUCUCUACCUCACCUGCUCCAUGGACUGGAGCGUCAAGCUCUGGAGCCUCAAGGAGAACAAGCCGCUGUACUCGUUCGAGGACAACGGCGACUACGUGGUGGACGUGCGCUGGUCCCCCACUCACCCGGCACUGUUCGCGGCCGCCGACGCCGCGGGAAAGCUUGAUCUGUGGAACUUGAACAGAGAUACUGAGGUACCAGUGGCGUCGAUCCAGGCGGAGGGAGGCGUGGCGUUCAACCGCGUGUCGUGGACGCCGUCCGGCUCCCACGUCACCGCCGGCGACGACCACGGCAAGAUAUGGGUCUACGAACUCGCCGAGCAUGUGGCCCAACCGCGCCACGACGAAUGGAGCAAGUUCGUGUACACACUCCAAGAGCUGCGCAACAACCAGGCCGACGAAGAGAGCGAGCGCGUCAGCCUCGCGGCCAGCGGACCCUCCUCCCUCACCAGCCUCACGUCGCUCGCCUCCAACCCGCUCAGGUAACUGCAUCGCUGGGACGUGCGCUGCGGGUGGAGUCUGUAACUCCCACGCAAGGGGUGUACUGCACGCGUACGCUUGGAUAAUGGGCUUGGGGGAAUCUGGCGGAUUUAAAGUAUUAAUUAUGGGACUCGUAACGUGUAUUUUACUAGUACAUUUAAAACAUGUAUCUAGUUUACGUUCCGCCAGGGCGUUGCAUUAACUUUUGAUAAUCACAAUGUUCACUUCAGUAUCGGCCGUUUUCAAUUUACAAUCCCAAUGAUUCGAAGCAUGUAAAAAAAAACUGAUUGGGUCAUUUUUGCGAUGGAUGAAGAAAGCUAUAAGGAUCAUUGUUCAAAAUGGCAGUAUAUCAACCUCAUACAAUGUAUGAUGCACAUCAUCUACAUGUAUGAAGGCUAAGCGCGCCGGCGUUUUGUGUUCAGUACAGCCCGGUGUAUUUGAUUUAAUACUCACGCUGUAGGUACACAAGCUGUGUUUAACAACGCUAUGUCUAGUAAUGGCGUGUAAAAACUCAUUUCCCGCCGGUAGAUGGCGCUGUAAUGUAGUUUUUAAAAGGUUUCGUGUCUACCUUCAAUAGAGGAACAUAAAUAACAUCAAUAUUAUUAUACUGUGCAGUUUAAAUUGCAAUUAUGAUAAAUAAAAUUUAAUAAUUGUACUGGUCUUUAGUGCUUAUUUACGCGUUACAUGUGAUUUGAACUGUAAAAAUUGAUGUAUCAAAUAUCAAUAUCGGAAAAUGUGCAGAUUGCGUUAUAGGAAUAUCGAUGUAGUAAUAUAAACCGAUUAAAAUAUUGUAUUCAAAAUGCCGUAAACUCGAAGAUCUAGAUCAUUCAUCAUUCACCAUGUAAUUCCUAAAUUUAUCAAUGUUAUCUUAUAAAAAAAUUAUAAUGGGUGAAGAUAGCAAGAUAGUUAUGCAAUGAAAUGGAUGUUAUACAAAAAGCUACUAAGUAAAUGAAUGUUACACUACUGCUACUUAAAACUACCACUAGAUACACGUAAACUGCAAUAAUUGGUUAUAGGGACGAGUGGCGUACAUAAAAUACUUUUGAAGAAACCAUGGUGGCGUAGUCCUGGCGGUUGCCAGAGGUUCCAAUUUGUCAUUGAUAGAUCCGAAUGUAGUGUAAUGCCAGGACAAAAACAUCAAAUAUGGUCACAUCUACUAUCAUAAUGCUACAUUAACUUUGAUGGUUUACUAGCAGCUUUUUUUUCUGCUACAUAAAUGCUUAAAAACAUUGUAUUGUUGUAUGUUUUGUCUCUUUAUAUGAAAGGGAGAAAACAUUCUAUUGAUUAAGAUUUGUUUAUGAGCAUUUAUGGUUAGGAACAAUUGCAUAAAUGUAAGUCUACAAUAUACUGUUUUAUGGUGGAUAUGAAUAAGCAAUAUACUUAUCGCUUGUGAAAAUGAACCAAUCAGAAUAAAAUUUGUUCAUGCUUACAAAUUACUUGUUCUGAUUGGCCUAAUUUUGCGAUCGAUCCGAAGGUAGAUAUUAGGAUCAGUCAUUAAUCUAUAUAAUCUGCUAUCAAUAUCUUAAAUUGCAGUAAAGUGUAUAAUGUAUGUAUAUUUUUUCAGUAUAGAGUUUAACAUCUCUACAAGCUUAAAUAAGCUAUGAUAAAAGACUAGCAGUAUCUUUAGAUUAUGUGCGAAAUUGCAAUUAAAUAUAGAUGUAUGAAGGAAUUUCGAUAUGUAAAAUGGUCGAAUUUUAUGAAUUCAUAAUCAUUUUGACUACAGGGUGGGGUGUCUUUCCGAGUAUGCUGUUACUAUAGGAAUGUAUUCUGGUAGAUGUUUAUAAGAUUAUAUCUCAAAAUAUUUAGGUAUAUUCACAUAAAUACUUUUGUGUUAAUAAAAAUAUUUACGCAAAGGCUUUCUUUGAAAACUCUUGACUAUGUAAGAUAAUGAAUACUAAUUGGUAAAGUAUAUUUAUGUAUUUGUUAGUACACUUAGGGAGAGCACACAUUGUAUAUCCCUAUUCUGAGGCAGUUUAUGAGAGAUGGGGGCAUGGGUCUUAACAAUGGUGUGUGCUGACCCUAAAUAGAGCAGCUGUGUAUAAUUAUAAGUAGACUUUUUAACUAAUAACAGCACAUUUUCACAGAUUCUUAAUACAUGGAUGCUUGUAUAAACCCCUAAUACAUUCCUUGUGGUUAUUUUUAACUGAUCAAAGUUAACAUGUCUCAUUAAAUAUCAAAUAUUUAUAUAACUCAAUUUUAGUAUAUUAUAUAUUGUAUGUAAGUUCAGUAAGAUAUUUAUCUAAUGUUAAUAUUAAAUUAGUUGUACCUAUUUAUGCUUCAUUAUGUUGAAUAAAGCAUUGCUUUGUAAA
This is a messenger RNA of Manduca sexta (tobacco hornworm), 4686 nucleotides long. It is a transcript of the gene sw, whose product is annotated as cytoplasmic dynein 1 intermediate chain. Gene Ontology annotation, cellular component: cytoplasmic dynein complex. Lineage: Eukaryota; Metazoa; Arthropoda; Insecta; Lepidoptera; Sphingidae. The transcript is spliced from 16 exons. The record is from RefSeq and is a predicted model, not a curated record. Gene Ontology annotation, molecular function: dynein light chain binding; dynein heavy chain binding. The coding region runs from base 314 to 2383 and encodes 689 amino acids. Gene Ontology annotation, biological process: transport along microtubule.